Lethenteron reissneri (Far Eastern brook lamprey) is the source of this 2158-nucleotide messenger RNA. Its product is annotated as cholesterol 25-hydroxylase-like protein 1, member 2. Gene Ontology annotation, biological process: lipid biosynthetic process. The record is from RefSeq and is a predicted model, not a curated record. NCBI's taxonomy places the organism in Eukaryota, Metazoa, Chordata, Hyperoartia, Petromyzontiformes, Petromyzontidae. Gene Ontology annotation, molecular function: iron ion binding; oxidoreductase activity.
CGCUACAGGCAUUAUUAGGUCGUUGAUCCGCCCUCCCCGCGAUGAUGUCAGCCGCUCUCGAGUGACUGUGAGCGCAUAUAUAGUAGCUGGUUGGUUGGAUGCCCGUUGCUGAGCCACGCCGAGGAAAUACGCCAAGACGCGCAAAGCCACCGCGCCGUGCGGAGAGAGAUGGAAUUCCUCAAACUCAACGACAGCGACUGGCUGAGCCGCUACUACGCCAGGAAGUCGGUGCUGCAGCCGGCAUGGGACCACCUGCGCCUCAACUACACCGACCAGCUGCGCUCUCCCGCAUUCCCGGUCGUCUUCAACGUCGCCUUCUACGUCUUCUGCUGCCUCUGCUACAUGCCCUGUAACCUGCUGGGCAAGCGCUGGGCUUUCGUCCACCGCUACAAGAUCCAGCAGAACACUCAGCCCACGAGCACGAACUUCGCCAAGUGCUUUUGGCUCACCAUGUACAACCACUGCAUCUUGAUCUUCCCGGCCGGAGUGGCCCAGUGGUACUGGAGGCCACCGAUACCCCUGCCCGAAGAGGCGCCGAACCUCGGCGACUUAAUUAUGGGCGUUGUGGGGUGCCUGCUCCUCUUCGACUUCCAGUACUUCGUGUGGCACAUGGUGCACCACAAGUUCCGGUGGCUCUACAAGACCUUCCACGCCGUGCACCACGAGUUCAUGUCGCCCUUCUCGUGGUCCACGCAGUACCUGGGCUGCUGGGAGCUCUUCGUGGUGGGCGCCUGGACCACGAUCGACCCCGUGCUGCUCCAAUGCCACCUGCUCACCACGUGGGCCUUCAUGGCGUUCCACGUGUACACCUCGGUGGAGCAGCACUGCGGCUACGACUUCCCCUGGUCGACGCGCCACUGGUUGCCCCUCGGACUCUUCGGCGGCUCGCUCCACCACGACAUGCACCACCAGAAGCCCAUGUCCAACUUCGCGCCGCACUUCAGCCACAUGGACAAGAUUUUCGGGACCUUCUCCGAGUGCGUGCGCAUCCCGGAGGGCGAGAAGCCCAUCCAGGAGACGCACGCCACGGUGCAUUCGUACGACAAGUCCGAGUUCAACUUGAUGCACGUGUUUGGGAAAACCAACGAGGAGAAAAAACUGGCUUGAACCUUUUUGGCUCCGACAUCGGCAGCAGCACACCCCCCCCACCCCCUCUCUCCAUGAGCACGGUUGGCUAAGUACGGUGCGAAAGAAGGUCAGCAUACAUACAUAGAGGUAGCAGCACGUGAUUUGCGGCUAUAGAUUCAGGGUGAGAAGGAAAAUUAAUUCGGCCUGAGGUCUUCUCAGAUUCGGGCGAUGACUCGUCACACGCGUGCACUAAUUGGUGAAUGGAACACCGAAGGCAACGUGUGCGAUGGUGACGAUGGUGAUGAUGGUGAUGCACCAGUGCUGGGCUCCCACCAGAUCGGUUCUGUUGAGAAACUGUGUGGGCCGCGUGCGUCAGUUUUGGCGGAGAAAGCACCGACAACGACGACGAAGAUGAUGAAGAUGAUGACGACGACGAUGAUGCUAUGGCCGGCGCCUUUCAAUUUCUCAACGAAUCUACCUGAUUACGCGUUAGCAACCGCGGGACCGAACAACCCAGAGCUAGAAUUCAUUGCCUCCUCAUCCUGGAGCUACGAUCCGUGCCAUUGUUGCUCAAAUGCUCGCAAGAAGUGACCCUUGCUCGGGUUGCUAAGAGGCAGCCUCUUCCUGAAAUGCACAGUUAUAUGACGUCUCGAAAACGCAUUUCUCAGAUUGCGUAUGGGGUUUUAAGUGGGUUGUUUUAUUCGUGAAAGUGUAAAGUAGCAAGCAGCGCUGCUGAGUAAUGUGAAUGUUUAAAUAUUCGAUUAAAAUCCGAGUGGACAGAUCUGAUGCAGCACUGCAUAGCGGCAGUGAAAAUAUGAUGUAGCAAUCUCUACUGAUGCGAUCUUGUGAAAAUGUGUUCCUUCAGUAAAUACCAAUUUUUUUAAGUAUAUGUGAAACGUGUACACAAACGACAUUGUUUUUACACCAUCAGUACUGUCACAACACUACAGGUAAAAUGUUAACGCGUAGGCUUUAGCGAUCAUUAUUAUGAUUCAUAUAUUUUUUUAGUUCAGGUCGCGUGAGUAAAAUGUGUGUCGUACACCCUCCUCCACCCGAUAUAACCAAUUAAUAAAGUUGUCACGUGAACAAA